Molecule: messenger RNA, 424 nt
Organism: Amphiprion ocellaris (clown anemonefish)
Lineage: Eukaryota; Metazoa; Chordata; Actinopteri; Pomacentridae
Gene: rpl36a
Product: ribosomal protein L36A
Exons: 5
Coding region: 48-368 (106 amino acids)
Biological process (GO): translation
Cellular component (GO): ribosome; cytosolic large ribosomal subunit
Molecular function (GO): structural constituent of ribosome
Source: RefSeq, a predicted model, not a curated record
GCUUCCGGCCUCAGCCUUCCUCUUUUCCUCUGCAUCGGGUCGCAGCCAUGGUGAACGUCCCGAAGACCCGCAGGACCUACUGCAAGAAGUGCAAGAAGCACCAGCCCCACAAAGUUACCCAGUACAAGAAGGGAAAGGACUCCCUCUAUGCACAGGGUAAGAGGAGAUACGACAGGAAGCAGGCAGGGUACGGUGGUCAGACGAAGCCCAUCUUCCGCAAAAAGGCUAAGACUACAAAGAAAAUUGUGUUGAGGCUCGAGUGUGUGGAGGCCAACUGCAGAUCCAAGAGAAUGCUGGCCAUCAAGAGGUGCAAGCACUUCGAGUUGGGUGGUGACAAGAAGAGAAAGGGCCAGGUCAUCCAGUUCUAAGCUGUGGUCCAGACUUAUUGAGCUGUCACUAUUUUGAAUAAAUGUCUCAAAACAUA